GAUAACGUUGUUAUUAGGAGAUAUGCAACGGUGAAAAUUCGUCUUUAACCCGUGAGUCAGACCUAGAGUCUUCAGAAAGAACUGCACCACUUUAUAUGCAAAAAAACAGAAGAAAUUUGAAGUUCUCUUCAAGGAUAUCUUUAUGAUUGACGAAUCAUCAUUAAAGAAAUGGCCACGGAGGCAGAAGAGACUGUACCAGGGGCACCCUGGUACACAAAGUUCUUCGAGUACUGGAGAAACCGGAACCGAGUGGGUCCAGGCAAGGUAGAGCUCCCCGAUUGCGACUUCUUCAUCGUGGGUCCAAGAAGAACGUUGAGGAUCUUGAAACCGACCCUGAAGAGCGGAUGGUUCUACGAGAACACCAACGAUCGUCCAGAAUCCAUCAUAGACAACUUCUUCACUCGUUGGUCCCGGAGGCCUCAUUCUUCAGGGAACUGUAGGUGUUCCUUCCGGCAGUCCAGGAGACUGAGCACUACCGAGGAGCAGAUUAUCUCUGCAGAGUUGAACAGGAUCAGAACCAGCCUCUGCGAGGCUGAAAAGAGCGAGCGUGGAAUAGAGGAACUCGAGCAGAGGGUGUCUGUAAACUUGCAGAAGCUUCAGGUCGCCGAGGUUGAGCCAGUUAAAACGGAGGAGAGAAAGGAUGAUGAGGAGAUUGAUAAGAAGGAUCAACAGGCGGACGAACAGAAGAUCAAGAACAAAAUCGUGAAGGAUCUAGAGAAGUACAUCAACGUGCUGCUGGAGGAGAUCUUGGACGACACGGUGAGGUACAUCGCCGGCGCGGAGGACACUCUUAUCAAAGAUCCGCGGGUUGGUAACAAGGAAAACGGCUCCAAGCAAUCGAGCACGGAUAAAGAAGCGUCGGACAAAAGGAAAACGGAGGACGAUGAACCGUUCAAAGACAUCAACUUCUCUUUCCAUGCGGAGAAACAAGAGGAGAAAAACUGCAAGAACGAAGGCUACGUGAACCGAGGCUUCAUAGGAUCCGCCAACGAUCCAGAUUCCCUGGACUUCUACCUGAGGCCUGAAGUCACUUUGGAACAAUUAGAUUGCAUCGAUUCAGGUAUCAACAGCGUGGAGACAAUAGAGUUUCAGCCGGACCAGGAGCCAAGCCUGGAGCAAUCGUUGUUGAGGAUCAUCGACGAGAAAUUGGGCAGAACGCCACUGUUGCUGAGGAACAGUUGGGAGGAUCUGAGUGGCACAGGUAGCCAACAGAACGAUCCUCGAGGUCAGCCGACAAAGAGAACGGACGGGACGAUGAUUCCGAGAAGCGGCGAGCAGCUGACCAACGAGGGAUCGGAGGUCACCGGGGAGAAUGAUGCGGAAAGGAACGAGCCGCAGGAUUCGAGCGUUCAAAGCGUCGAAGGAAUCGAUAUCUCGACGGAUAAUCUCGAGAGCGGCGAGGAAACUGUUAACGAGGCCAGUUUCGAGAAGCUGCGGCUCGAAUUCAAGGGCAACGAGUCGUCCUUCAGGACCAAGAAGAACAAGCUCAAGGAAAAGCUCUGUAACCCUGUCGAGUCAGACGAAUCCAGUUGGAACGAGAAGAUGGGAAGGUUCGAACUUAGAACCGAGGCUGCUUCCAUUGAACUGGAGGAUUACAGAAAAACAUGGCCAAAUAUCGAGGAAAUGGAUUCUUCUCCUCCGGAUCUGGUGACAUUCCGAAGAAACAGAAAACCUAUGAUCGUAUUUCUUCAUGGCUUCGGAUCAUCCGCAGAGAUCUUUGAACAUCAGCUCCGCUACUUUUCCGCUUUGGGUUAUCCUUGCAUCGCUCCUGAUAUGCUGGGACACGGGAUGAGUUCAGCACCUAGUCGAUCAAGAGAUUAUCAUUUUAAUAAGCUGCUGAAGGAUUUGGACACCGUCCUUUGUCAUUAUGCAUUCAGGCCGGGUCAAAAAUGUGUCCUGGUCGCGCACAACUAUGGAUGCAGUUUUGCAGCCGCAUUGGCCUGUAAAUACGACACCAGUAUCCAUCAGCUAGUCCUGAUAUCCGGAGGUGGUCCAACACCAUUGGCAGCGCCCAGCACGGAGAGCGCUGGUCAUUGUUGCCUGAGAGCGAUUUUAGCACCAUUUUUAAUGUGCGGCCUUCACAGAGAUAUAUUAUAUUCGGCGAGGGGCCGUCAACACCCUUACUGCGGCCCCGAGCCACCAGAACAAUGGCCAUCGCACAUGAAACACGUUUUGGACGGCAUGGUCUGGCCGGAAGGGGACUACGUCUUCCAUAGAAGGAUAUGCACGCCGACUCUUCUCAUACAUGGACUAAGGGACAACAAAGUGUCGCUCGUGCAGGAAUGCCAGAUGGAGAGGACCAUGUUGAAGGCUUUUCUGGAAGCCAUACCGACUGCCGCGCACACACCAAUGACUGAUUGCCCGGACCAAGUGAAUCACAUGAUUCAUUGUUUUAUAGAUCUAUGGAAGAAUAAGAAGGUGGUAACGGUGAAAUGACUGGGUAUAUGUGUUCACUAAAGCAGCACAUAUUGUUAUUAUUUGAUAAGAUUAUAUUUAAAUCAAGUUCUUUGUACGGGUACUUUACUCAUUGUACAUGACAGAGAAGACACAGUGCCUUGUGCUUGAUUUGCCACAGCGAAUUGAAUGCAUCGAGACAAAGAUUAGAAUCGUUUGUAUAUAAAUCUAAGAGUCUAACAGGUGAAAAUUCAUUUGUAUAGAAUACUAUUUUUAUACAAUUGCAAUGAACUAACCAAUCCUUUUUUAAUAACUAUUUUAUCUUUUUUACGAGUUUUUAUAUGAACGUAGGAUACUGAAGUUUUGUAAAAUUGUAUAGUAACUGUGCCAAAACGUGUACACGAUCGUUGAAACGAUUCUGUUUAAAUUUUCGCAGCCUUUAAUUGAUUCUUUUUCUUCAAAUGAAUGUGUAAAAUACAAUGUAGAGGCUAUGUAGUAGCGUAUAAGUUAUACCAAAGAUGAUUUUAUGCAAAUGUUAUUUUAUGUGUUCUAACGGAGUAUAACUUAUUCGUUUACAAUAAAAUUGUGUACAGAUA
Osmia lignaria (orchard mason bee) is the source of this 2990-nucleotide messenger RNA. RefSeq lists its product as uncharacterized. NCBI's taxonomy places the organism in Eukaryota, Metazoa, Arthropoda, Insecta, Hymenoptera, Megachilidae. Gene Ontology annotation, molecular function: monoacylglycerol lipase activity. The record is from RefSeq and is a predicted model, not a curated record. Gene Ontology annotation, cellular component: membrane. Gene Ontology annotation, biological process: acylglycerol catabolic process.